Planococcus citri (citrus mealybug) is the source of this 2287-nucleotide messenger RNA. RefSeq lists its product as uncharacterized. The record is from RefSeq and is a predicted model, not a curated record. Gene Ontology annotation, biological process: negative regulation of DNA-templated transcription. Lineage: Eukaryota; Metazoa; Arthropoda; Insecta; Hemiptera; Pseudococcidae. Bases 478 to 2139 code for a protein of 553 amino acids. Gene Ontology annotation, molecular function: histone binding; chromatin binding. Gene Ontology annotation, cellular component: nucleus. The transcript has 4 exons.
CAGUGUUGAUUAUCACUGUCGAGUUUCUCACCUACAGAAGUGCGCAUGCGUGUUUGUGCCUACAAGUAGAGCAACAAUCCACAGGUGUAAUAUAACCUCACUUUUUAAACAAACGUCCUUGCGUCAUUAUAUACAUUAUGUUGUUACAAAGAUUUCGGCUACCAAAGUCACAUGUAUCAAAAGUUCAAAUUUUAAAGAUGACCAUUUCGUCGGUUAACGAGUAAGCUUCGGCAGAGUGUACUAUGUUGUUGUUUUCUUAAGCUACCUAUCGAUGCGGUUACGUAAUCGAUCAUUGAUCAACCGGGUGAUUUUUUUCGCGCGUGAAGUGAAUUUAUGUACUUCGGUAUAUUGUAGAACUUAAGGUGCAGUUUUCGAUGAUCUUGUGCGGUUUUUUUCGGAUUUCGUGAAGUGUUUUUUUGUACGAAUAAAUUUGGUGAUUAAAAACUGUUAUUAUGAGAUCUGAUACUCUUCGGAGAAAUGCGUGAAGUGGAGACGGAUAGCUCCGUCAUUUGGCCUUCUUGGUGUUACAAUACAGGUGAAAAUAAACUAGAAACGGAUUCGUUGAAAUCUCGAAGUUUGACGAAAUCUCCUGUCAUCCGAAUCAAGAAAAGUCGUCGGCCGACGACCUCGUCAUCGAAUGAAAAACGCACGAAUGGUAUUAAUGCAUCGAUCGGAAGUGAAAACAGAUGUCCUACACCUUCUGCAUUCACAAGUACUGCUAGCACAGUGACUUCGGUUACUACUGCUUCAAAUACAACAACCGCGCCAAUUUCUAGCUUCAAGAUGGAAGUCAAAACCGAAAGAUUAAGUCCAUCGUCGGCCAUUACGGAUAACAAUUCUUCGGGAUCGGGAAGCAAUACGCCAUCGUCAUCGUAUCCCGGUACACCUCCUAAUUCAAAUAAUCACAAUGAUCGAGUCCCUAGUCCUUCGCUGUCACCGGCUGCUCAAAUGUCACACUCGAAAAUCAUUGAUCAACCGAUGGCGCGAAAUUACAGCGAUAUUAUGAGAAGUUUAGCAGCCAAGUAUAAUAAUUCUAAUCCUAACGAUUAUUAUAGUACGUCAAAGAACGGUUUCGCGGGAACGUUCGGUGAUCCUAGAUUUUCGUCGUUUAAAACAAAUUCAACUUCUCCUUUCGUAAAUUUAGUGCCGACGUUAAAUUCGGAUAGUAAUUCGCCGCCUAAUGUUUUAAAUUCAUCUUGUCAUUUAACACCGUCGAAUACCAAAGAUAACGAUAUCGAUUUGAAACAAAUUUUAAACGCGACGGACGCUCAAAACUCAUUAUUUUCUAGUUUCGGUUUAAAUACUUUUAAUUCGUCUUCUGUUCCUUCGGUAGCUAAUCUACCAUUAUUUUCACCUUUAGUAGAUAUGUCGUCGACUCAAGCGUUAUUAAAUAUGGUACGUACUGCCGGCGCAGGCAGCGUUAGCCAAUUAGAAUCGUACAUGAAAAGUAGCGGUAUAAAAAGGCCGCCAGAUAUUGCUCUUAAUCCUUUAGAUUUAUCCUCCAAUUCACAACCGUGUAAUUCGAAAAAACUAAAACGACCACCGAGUUCGACUGAUAAUUUUAAUACGACCGAUAACUCGAUGACAAGUUCCAAUCAAAAGCCAAUUAAAGAACGUCAACAAACCAAACGUACCGGUAGCGUGUCUCCUAAACCUCGCGUUAAAUCUUCCUUUUUAUUCUCGCUGCCGCAAAAUGCCGCCACAGCCGCGACCGUCGCUCAAAUUCCAAUCGCUGAUCAUCGAACAGCCUCGUGUCUUUCAUUAUGCACGUCAUCGCUCGAUAAAACGUGUCCUAGUCGAGAUGGCCAAGAGAGUAUAUCACGGUGGACGAUAGACGACGUUCAUAAUUUCGUUUCUUCCAUCGAUGUAUGCGCUGAAUACGCUGAUAAUUUUAGAGAACAAAGUAUAGAUGGUAUUUCACUUCCGUUACUAACCGAAGAACAUUUAAGGACAACGAUAAAUAUGAAAUUAGGGCCUGCGUUGAAAUUCCGAGCAAUAUUAGCACAAAAAAUAGGUCAUUGCAAUGUUUGCAUGCACUGUUUACAUUGUCACGGAACAACUGGACAUUCUUUGACACCUCUAUUGAACAGCAGUCCAACUUUUCAUUCCACCAAUCGUCCUAAUAGUGCGGGAAACUAAUACCGCGAAUUCGUCAAUUUUAUAUUUCUGUUACUUUUUUAUUUUCUAUUUUUGCAACGUUUGUAAACUCGUAUUUUGUAAAUUUAAUUAAAUUUUGUACUGUACAACGUAUUCGUUAUUUAAUUAAAAAAUUGAUACAUUUUUUAAA